Mycosarcoma maydis (corn smut) is the source of this 999-nucleotide messenger RNA. RefSeq names its product putative myo-inositol oxygenase. Gene Ontology annotation, molecular function: inositol oxygenase activity; iron ion binding. Gene Ontology annotation, biological process: inositol catabolic process. The coding region runs from base 1 to 999 and encodes 332 amino acids. Gene Ontology annotation, cellular component: cytoplasm. The record is from RefSeq and is a predicted model, not a curated record. The transcript has a single exon. NCBI's taxonomy places the organism in Eukaryota, Fungi, Basidiomycota, Ustilaginomycetes, Ustilaginales.
AUGGCGCCGAUCGCAGUUGACCCGGUCAUGAUGGCUACUAUGCCAGCAGCCAAGACGCUCACCUCGGUCACAACCAAGGGUACCGCCAUGGAUGCUAUCUCUGACAUGGUGGAUGAAGUGAAUGUUUACCGUGGCACCCACCCUUGCGCACCCCAACCUUGCAGUGAAGACGACCAAGCAUGGCGUACCGAAGGUUCUCAAUUCGACUCGGAAAAGGACAAGGACGACUUUCGUCGAUACGAAGACGCGCUCGACCACGUCAAGGCCUUCUACAAGACGCAGCAUGAAAAGCAAACGGUUGCCUUCAACAUUGCGGCGCGCGAGCGAUUCCUUCACAAUCACCACGCCUCGAUGACGGUCUGGGAAGCAAUCGAAAAGCUCGAUACGCUAGUCGAUGAAUCCGAUCCGGACACAUCGCUUUCACAGAUCCAGCACCUCUUGCAGACAGCAGAGGCGAUGCGAAGAGACGGCAAACCGGACUGGAUGCAACUCACCGGUCUCAUCCACGACCUCGGCAAACUGCUGUGCUUCUUCGGAGCGGACGGUCAGUGGGAUGUUGUCGGCGACACGUUUGUGGUCGGUUGUGCUCCACAGGGAACCGUCUACCCUCACACGUUUGAAAACAACCCCGACUUGCACGACGAAAGGUACAACACCAAGUACGGCAUGUAUCAGCCUAACUGUGGUCUUGGAAACGUCAUGCUCAGCUUCGGACACGACGAGUACCUCUACGAGAUUGCCAAGCGCGAAUCAACACUGCCGCAAGCAGCGCUCGACAUGAUCCGUUACCACAGCUUCUACCCGUGGCACCGUGAGGGUGCGUAUCAACACCUGUGCGCACCACAAGAUCAAGAGGCGUUGCAGAACGUCCUCGCUUUCAAUCCUUAUGAUCUCUACUCCAAGUCCGACUCGCCUCCUGACCCCGUCGCUCUGCGUCCGUACUACGAGACGCUUAUCGAAAAGUACUUUGGCGGUAAGGAUCGCAAGAUCCAGUGGUAA